Molecule: messenger RNA, 916 nt
Organism: Hibiscus syriacus
Lineage: Eukaryota; Viridiplantae; Streptophyta; Magnoliopsida; Malvales; Malvaceae
Product: fruit protein pKIWI501-like
Exons: 2
Coding region: 95-577 (160 amino acids)
Source: RefSeq, a predicted model, not a curated record
AUGCCCAACAAACACAAGAACUAUAGAGUAAUCUUCUAUUCUUCUCCUUCCGGAAUUUUCUUCCUAAUUCUAAUUACAUCUCCUUGGGAUUACUAUGGCUACUGCUGAGGUUGUGUCGGCUCAAAUUGCACGUCAUGAGGAGAAAACUGAAGAAACAGUCAAGGAACAAGAAACCACAGCUGAAGAGGUAGUUGCCGAAGCACCAGAGACGGAGCCUGUUGCCGAAGAACCAAAGGAAACCGAGCCUGCAGCAGCUGCAGAGGAAGCGGCGGCUACCGAGGAACCAGUGGCUACUGAAGCAGAAGCCUCAGUAGAAGAUGAAACCAAAGAGGUGGUAGAAGAAUCCAAGGUCGUGACUGAGGAGCCAGUGGAGGAGACUCCUAAGGAAACAGUGGCAGAACCAGCGGUCGAGGAGAGCAAGGAAGCUACUGAGCCAACCGUUGAAACCAAGGAAACUACAGAGUCUAGUGAGACACCAGCUGAACCAGAAGCAGAGGCCGCUAUCGAAGCUCCCAAAGAGGAAGCUGAUAAGGCAGAAGUCCAAACAGAAGCUGAACCAGCAGAGAAGACCGAGUAAUGGAAGCCUUUUCAAGUGAUGACUGCAGUUUUCUGAGUUUGCAUGUUGAGUCAACUAGGUUUCCUAUGUAGUUCAAUAAGGAUGGAUGGUCGAGGCCCAACCGAUAGCAACUGGCAAAGCGGCUAUACUGACGUGCAUUGCGUAUGCCAAGAGAGAGAGAGAGUUUCAUGUUCAAUUUGCAAUUUGGGAUGGGUUUGUUAGGUCCUAAACCAUGUUUGCUUCAAGUUUUUUUUUUUUUUUUUGGUUUUGCUUGUAUGCUUUUAUUACAAAAGGCAGUGUGUCAAGCCUGCAUGUUGUCUUGAAUCUCUUGAUUAUAAUAAAUUUUAGUCCUUUUGUUUA